This is a messenger RNA of Prorocentrum cordatum, 836 nucleotides long. Lineage: Eukaryota; Dinophyceae; Prorocentrales; Prorocentraceae. The record is from the annotation of a GenBank genome assembly.
AGGCCCACGCCGGGGACACGGAGGCUUCCCCGCCGACCAGCAGCAGCAGCAGCAGCAGCAGCGCCAGCAGCAGCCGCAGCGCCAGCCCAAACGGGGGCCCCCGGUUCCCAAACCCGGUGAAGAUGAGCGCCCACGGCGGCGACGACGAGGCGCUUGCGCCAGUCUUCACCCAGGACCGCGCGCUGGAGGUGCAGCACCGGCCGAAGGGCACGCUGCGGAGCGGCGGCGGCCCUGGGGCCGUCGCCUUCGCCCCCGCGGCGCGCUCGCCGCCACGCGCGCAGGCCUGGAGUUCGCCGCAGCGCCCCGCGCUCGGUGGCCCCGCGCUGGGCGGCCCCACGCUGGGCGGCCCGUCGCACGGCCGUGUGCCGCCUCUCGCCUUUGGGGCUGCCGCCGCCGCGGUGCCGGAUCGGGCGCCAUCGGCGUUGUCGGCACCGCUAGCAGGGGCCCCCGUCGCCGCCGCCCUCGGCCCGCGGCCUACGCAGCACACGCCGGCGCGGCCGCUGGGAGGCAAGCCGCUGCGGGACCCCGCCGCGGCGGACGCGCUGUUCCGGCAGCUGCCAGCACGGGCGCCCGGGCCCGCGACUGCAGCAGCCAGAGCCAAGUCUAGGCCUGCUGCCACCAGGUCCAGCAGUUCGGGAGGAGUGCCUGUCAGAAGGACGUCCAGCGACGCCUCCACAGCAAGCGCGAGUGGCAGGUGGCUCUGACUGAGAGGAGCACCUGCCAACUCGCGAGGGCAAUUCGCGCUCCGGCUGGCUUUUUGGUCACGCUGACGCGGGCCUGCUGCGCACAGCGCUUGCAGGGGCACGUAGAGAGGAGGGUGAGGAUGAGGAUGAGGA